Ochlerotatus camptorhynchus is the source of this 2072-nucleotide messenger RNA. RefSeq names its product proboscipedia (gene pb). Gene Ontology annotation, molecular function: DNA-binding transcription factor activity, RNA polymerase II-specific; RNA polymerase II cis-regulatory region sequence-specific DNA binding. Gene Ontology annotation, cellular component: nucleus. The transcript has 6 exons. NCBI's taxonomy places the organism in Eukaryota, Metazoa, Arthropoda, Insecta, Diptera, Culicidae. The record is from RefSeq and is a predicted model, not a curated record. The coding region runs from base 80 to 2059 and encodes 659 amino acids. Gene Ontology annotation, biological process: regulation of transcription by RNA polymerase II.
UUGAAAAGAUUGAUGUUAAGAUGUGAUAUCACUUACCGUAAUAUUGCAUUCUGCAUAUGUAAUAAAACGAGGUAAUAAAAUGCAAGAAGUGUGCAGCUCCGCAGACCAUAUCGGAUCCCAGGUCAAAACAGAAACGCCUGGCCUAGGAUCAUUGCAAGGAAGUGUUUUAGUGGAAGCAGAUGCAACGAGAUCGCAAUCUCAUUCACCUUUAAUUCAAACAGCUUCUAGGUUGAAUCGAAAACCUCUUAUAAGUGAUAAACCCAUAAGAUGUGCUACGCAAAGUUCUACAACCACGGAUACAGUGCCUCAAACCCAAGUUCAUCCUGAUUCAUCAUAUUGGAUGCAAAAUGAAAGUGGAUUUAUUAAUUCUCAACCAUCAAUGGCAGAGUUUUUAACUCAUAUAGAUUCUGAAAGCCCUAAAUUGAUUACUCAAGGAUAUCCAGUAGGCUCUACAGAAAAUUUAGACUCCGUUCCAGAAUACCCCUGGAUGAAAGAGAAAAAGACAGCGAGAAAGAGUCAAACACAAGCAGAAUUUGUGGCUGAAAACGGAUUGCCCAGACGCCUCAGGACCGCAUAUACCAACACCCAAUUACUGGAGCUGGAGAAAGAAUUUCAUUUUAACAAAUAUUUAUGUCGCCCGAGAAGGAUAGAAAUUGCUGCGAGCUUGGACCUCACCGAACGCCAGGUGAAAGUAUGGUUUCAAAAUAGACGAAUGAAACAUAAGCGCCAAACUUUAACAAAGACAGAUGAUGAAGAUUCCAGUAAGGAUGACUUGAAAGAUUCCAAUUCAAAGAAGUCAUGCCAAGGUUGUGAGCUGCCAUCUGACGACAUACCUGAUUCAACUUCGAACUCUAGAGGACUGAACAAUAGCACUCCAAAUAACUCAACACCUAAUUCCACAGUUGAUGCUGGAACAUCAUCUGGAAAUACAUUUAAUGCAGACUCCAGUGUUGCUUCAACUGGUAGUGUUGAUGAUGACGAAGAAGAACAUAUCAAAGAUAAGAAGAAAUCGGAAAGCCCUUCAACAAUCAGGAAAGAUGGUGCUAAUACAAUCAAAAUAAUAAAUCAUUCAAAAAAUCUUGAGUCUUUAAAAAAAGAUGGAAGCAUCAAUGCACCUCAUGUUCCAGGUAUAACAAAGCCUACAACAUCUUCAGAAAUGAGUACAAACUCAUGUACUCAAACGCACUUUAAUCACUUAGGAUCAUAUCCAAUCAUAAGAAAUAGAAUUCAAUCUCACAUGAAUGCUGAAAGCCACCCUUCAACAAACAUAAGUGGAUACUACAGCGGUCUGAAUAAACAGGAUUAUGUGCAUAAAACGGAUAUGGGGUACCAGUACACAAAGAUUGGAACGCAUGGUCCAUAUAUGACCCAAAACAUACCGAUUCAGAAACCAGAAUUUCCUCCCGCUAUCAAUAUCAAAAAUAUUAGUGCCCGCAUGCCACCUGAAAAUGCACGAGUACAACCUCAUAAUGACGGCUAUUCUAUCCAAAAUUCACACUAUUAUAGCAAUGAAAAUACCACCAGCAAUGUUUCGUUCAACAGUUCGCAAUGUUAUCAUAAUGAAUACGAUGGGCAGCCUGAGUUUAAUAGUGGCUAUUAUGAUCCGAAAGUACAAUCGUACUACUACGAAGGAGCAGCAUACCACCAUCAUCACCACCAUCACCCCAAUACAAUUGGAUCACCUGCAGUACAGUCUCCUAUAGAGUAUGCUCCAACAAACAAUGUUCUUACAGCUUCUGAGGUAUCAGAAAAUUAUAAUUUUCAUCAGUCAUAUUACGAUCCUCAUGUAAUAAAUAGUCCAUUUCAUCAUGUAUCCAAUCCCAGUACUAAUACAGCGAACAUGAUGGAGAUAAAUCAUCAACAAUCAACCCACGAUGUUGUGUAUACUACACAUGGCAGUAAUAUGCCCAUAAGCUAUGGACCAAAUAAUGGAAACUUAGUUAGCAGUAACGUAAAUUCGAACAUCGUCAACUUGGAAAAUUCUAAUUCGUCUUCUGAUUUCAAUUUUUUGAGCAAUUUAGCAAACGAUUUCGCUCCUGAAUAUUAUCAGCUUAGUUAAUAAAAAUCUAAAA